Messenger RNA from Cyprinus carpio (common carp), 8421 nucleotides. RefSeq names its product serine/threonine-protein kinase WNK2-like. Gene Ontology annotation, cellular component: cytosol; cytoplasm. Gene Ontology annotation, molecular function: ATP binding; chloride channel inhibitor activity; potassium channel inhibitor activity. The record is from RefSeq and is a predicted model, not a curated record. Lineage: Eukaryota; Metazoa; Chordata; Actinopteri; Cypriniformes; Cyprinidae. Gene Ontology annotation, biological process: positive regulation of potassium ion import across plasma membrane; intracellular signal transduction; monoatomic ion homeostasis.
AUGGAUGCAGCUCUGGCUCCUCCACGACUCCAGGGCAUCCGCAUUUUAAAUUGCAUAGACAACUGGCUGAUUCUAGCUCAGUCUCAUGAGCUUGUGCUUCGACAUUGGGAUGUUGUCCUAGCUCAUCUCGAAUUUCUGGGGUUGAGUCUCAAUGCCAAGAAAAACAUUCUCUCAUCCUCCUCCUUCUCAGAGGACAACAUAUUUGGGGGUUGUAUGGGAUUCGAUCAUGAUGCAGGCACAACUGUUCCCUGUCUCAUGGCAGCUUCAUCCGCAGUGAUACCUUUGGGGCCUUUUGCACAUGAGAUCGUUUCAGUGUUGUGGGCUCAGAGCCAGUGGAUUUCAUCCAAGGGCCAAUCCCCAGAGGCGAAUAAGGGUUACGCUCCAGGGGCUUCAUACCCUAUCAAUGUGGUUCAGAGGUCGGUUUCUGACUUUGGGUCCAGCUCUAGCUCCGUGUUGUCAUCGCAAGAUGCUAACGACAGACGCUUCCCUCACGAGUUGGGGGUGUGGGCUUGGAUGGCUAUCCAGCCCAAGGGAUCUGAAGAGGUCAUCUUCUUGAAUGGAAACAUCAGUUUGCCUCGAAAUGAAGGCUUCUUUCAGGACCGUAAGCUGACGAAGGUGGAGAGGCAGCGCUUUAAAGAGGAGGCUGAGAUGUUGAAGGGUCUCCAGCACCCAAACAUCGUGCGCUUCUAUGACUUCUGGGAGUCUCCGCUGAAGGGGAAGAAGUGCAUCGUGCUGGUGACAGAACUCAUGACGUCAGGCACGCUCAAAACGUAUCUGAAGCGCUUCAAGGUGAUGAAACCCAAAGUGUUGCGCAGCUGGUGUCGUCAGAUCCUCAAAGGCCUGCACUUCCUGCACACACGCACUCCUCCCAUCAUCCAUCGGGACCUGAAGUGUGACAACAUCUUCAUCACGGGGCCCACGGGCAGCGUGAAGAUCGGGGACCUGGGUCUGGCCACGCUCAAAAGAGCCUCCUUCGCCAAGAGUGUGAUCGGUACGCCGGAGUUCAUGGCUCCAGAGAUGUACGAGGAGCACUACGACGAGUCCGUGGACGUCUACGCUUUUGGCAUGUGCAUGCUGGAGAUGGCCACGUCUGAGUACCCAUAUUCAGAGUGCCAGAACGCCGCUCAGAUCUAUCGCAAGGUCACCAGCGUAAGUCACACCGCACUUGAGCCCUUUCUAGUGUUCUUACUUUAUAAUAAGGUGAUGGAUCCUGAGGUGAAAGAGAUCAUUGGCGAGUGUAUUUGUCAGAAUAAGGAGGAGCGUUACUCCAUCAAGGAGCUGCUGAAUCACGCCUUCUUCGCGGAGGUCACCGGCGUGAGGGUGGAGCUGGCGGAGGAGGACGACGGCUUGAAGACGUGCAUCGCGCUGAAGCUGUGGGUGGAGGACCCUCGCCGGCUGAAGGGCAAGUACAGGGACGCAGGAGCCAUCGAGUUCAGCUUCGACCUGGAGAAGGAGGUCCCUGAAGCCGUGGCGCAGGAGAUGGUUGAGUCUGGUUUCUUCCAUGAGAGCGAUGCAAAGAUAGUGGGUAAGUCUCUGCGUGACCGAGUGGCUCUGAUCAAGUGGCGCAGGGAGAGGACGGUGCCGAGGGCCUCACAGGCCGUGCCCGGCGGGACGGUACCCAUCCUCUGUGAACCGCCCGGUCUGCUGGAGCCUGAAGAGCCGGAGGUGGAUCAGCAUGUGCACGUGUGUCCACUCAGUGCCAGGACCGCCUCCACCACAUCUGACAGUGGCAUCGGUUCAACUGUGUACUCGGACUCCCACGGCAGUGGUUCUCACAGUGUCAUAUACCAGUCUUUACAGGAAUCUGUCUCCACCGCAACCCAGGAGGGUGCACGUCAUGAAAGCUCUUCUGUAAAUGAGUUAAUCAGAAGUCACGAGUGUCUCCGUUUCCUGCUCCGACCCACGAGUCCUUCCUCCUCUCCAAUACCACGAGACCAAGCAGAGAUGACAGAAGAUGCACUCGGAAGUUCUUGCUCUGGAAAUUUGCUGCACGUUCCUUGUCCUGUUACGACUCGUCGCUAUAGCGACACAUCAGUGGGGCCGUCCUCUGAGACGAAAGGGGAGGAGUCUGUCUCCAUUGCAAAGCAGGGGCGUCGGCUUUCUUUAAGCCCCACCCCUCACCAGCCGCCGUCCCCGUGUCAGGCCUGCCGAUCGUUAUUCCUGCUUGGGACAUGUGCAGAUAGAAGACAUUCACCCUUUUCUUCAUUUAUACUUCCUCACAUCCCUGAUGUCCACAGGGGCUCCUUCAGUGAGACCUCUGACCUCUCCCAGCUUAACAAAUCUCUGGAGAGCAUCACAGGCCACAAACAUCAGCCAGCUCCUGCCUUUCUGAGAGCCCCGCCGAUGAAGUCCGAAAGAGGGCAGUACCGGCCUGCCCGCAGCCACAGUGAUGAGGGCCACGCCGUGGAGUCGCCUCGUGAUGAUCUGACAUCCCGUCGCAGAGCCAGUUUUUGUGCUGGCAUGUCUUCUGUUCUGAGAGCCCAAAGCCUGGCUGCAACGGCCGCAGCUCAGCACAUGCAGAUGUUCCCUCCUGCCCCCUCAGAGACCCCUUUGCUGGCCGCCGAACAGAUUCUGUCCACUCCCCAGCCACUGGGACUUCUGCAGGGCGUCUCGACUGCACCACAAACCGUGAAUCCACAGCAGCUUGCAUCUACAAGUCUGACUGCAGAGUCGAACGCGCAGGCCCAUGUUCACCGACCUGCAGCGUUGCAUCAGCCUGCCUCAGUGCAACAGAGUUCCACGCAUCCAAGUUACCAUCCUGCCACAGCAGAGCUAGCCAAUGCACAGACACUUCCAACCCAUCAACCAACUGUGAAUGCCACAACUGAUGGGCAACACCGUGACUUCUCAAAAGUGCAGCAAACUGCUCCUGUGCAGCUUAGCCAGACAGGCCCUGCACCAUCUGUACCACAGCUCUCCAUUCAGACACAGCUAAUGGACAGCUGGCAGCAAGUAGGUCAGUCCACCUCCAGUCUGACCCAAACCAUUCCCCCUCCACAGGCGCCAGCUUAUCUCACACAGUGUCCUUCUCUAAACACAGCUCAAUCAUUUGGGAGCCCUCUACCUGGAUGUGACUCGCACCCCGCCAGCUUUCCCUCUGUGCAGUCGUCCCUCAGUCUGCCCGUCCCGACACACCCCCACAUCUCACCAGUGUCAUUUCCCACAGUGCACCAGUACCAGCAGGCCUACUCUGUUGCUCAGCAGCCUGCCUCUAUGUGUGUAGGAGUCCCUCCCAGUAAACAAGCUCCGCCCACUCAGGGAACCUUGACCAGCCAGCACCAGACUGUUCAUGUGGACCAGAACUGUUCCGGUAGCUCUGAUUACACCCGUGUCUCUCAGAAAAUAACACACUUGACUCCUGCCCAGAGCUCCCACAGCAGUCAUAAUGCCCCUCAGCCUCCCACAGUACCACAGCUCUCACCCUUCAGACCCGUCCUCGACACAUCCGGCUCUGCUGUGGAACAAAACCAGCCUCAUCAGCAUGUCAGCCAAGCAUCUUUACCCACCGUCCCUCAUGCUGGAGCCGGUGCCAGCCUGAGUCAGCAGAAGCAGCUGGGCAGCGGCGGAUGUGGAGGAACCUCCAGUGAAAUAUUCACAGAGGAGCAUGUUCCUGAUAAACAGGCAGCACCAGCUGGGUCCACUUAUGACAGUAUAAACUCAGAUGGCACAUGCGGUAAAGAGCUGAGCGAUGGGAAUGAGGCUUCCAGCAGGGCUCGCAGUGAAUCACGAGUGCGAAAAAACAAUCGCAAAUUGUCCCGCACGCGCUCCCGCCAAGACAAGAUCAACAGAACCAAACUCACCAUGAUCAAAGUGUGUGACACAGGAGACAAGAUGGUGGAGUGUCAGCUGGAGACUCAUAACCAUAAGAUGGUGACGUUUAAAUUUGACCUUGACGGAGAUGCUCCAGAGGAGAUUGCCACAUAUAUGGUUGAGAAUGAGUUUAUUCUGUUGCUGGAGAGGGCGGUGUUCAUCGAGCAGCUGAAGGAGAUCAUGGAUAAAGCAGAGGACAUUCUGAAUGAGGACGCUGAGGGAAACAAGCUCGUGUUGCAAACUACCCAGAGAGCUCCUCUAUAUCUCAAACACAGGAUGUCAACACAACUGGUGCCAAACCUCUGCAGAAGUGGCCAUCAGUGCCACAAGGCGUCCCUCUCUGAGGUGGCUCCAUUGGCCGAGGGCCCUCAGGCUGCCUGUACGGUGGGUGUUUCUGUGGUUUCUGACAUCCAGUGCUGCCCCCUUGUGCCUCCUGUUUCGCUUGAUGUGGCUGCUCAGAAAGCCAUAGAGGGCCCUCAGCAGCCCGUGGCCCACACCAGCAGCCCCAGCGCAGAGCCGCCCGUGAGCCAGACCCAGCCUGUGGUGCUGCAGCAGCCCACUCCAAAGGCUUCUGUCACCAGCGGCCAAUCGCCUCAGAGCCCCACCCAUCAGCCUCAGAGCCCCACCCAUCUGCCCCAGAGCCCCGCCCAUCAGCCUCAGAGCCCCGCCCAUCAGCCUCAGAGCCCCACCCAUCCGCCCCAGAGCCCCACCCAUGAGCUCCAGAAUGCCCCGCAGGUGCAGCCGGGCGAAUCAGAUGGGGAAGGGCCGCCAAGGCUGGAUUUUGCAGACAGAACCAUAAAGACUCUGGAUGAGAAACUGCGAAACCUUUUGUACCAAGAGUACCACCCAUCGCAAACCCCAAGCUCAGCCUCUGAGCCACCCGGAUCACCUCCGCUGUCCGACAGCCAAGGCAGUGAUGGAGCCGUGAGGAACGCAGAAACACUGCCUCAGAUCCCAGAGAGGUCUGAUAGUCUCGGGACCUUGAGUGAUUCUGCUGUUGCUCCCUUCAAAAGACAUCUGACCAGAAAAGACUCCGAGGCCGCUUCUACUACACACACAUCUAAGAGCCACUUCCAGAUUGUGCCGACAGAUUCAGAUGUGUCUUCUCAUGAUGGUGGAGGAGAUCAUGUGAUUGAUUUUGAGUCUGCUUCUGUUCCUACAACUGAGAACGGACACAGAUCCACAUCAAAGUCACAAAGCAACCGUUACUCAGCACCUCCUGACUUAUAUCAGGACACAACUACUUCCUUUCCAGAGGCCAGACCCACAAUGGCGUGCGCUCAGAGCUCACUGUCAGCGGACGGGACAGUGCAGUGCCUGUCCUCUGACACAGGAGAGGAGGAUCAGAGCGAGACUACAUCUGUUAAACCCACAUCUCCAGCUCCUGCCCUGUCAGAGUGCAGCGGCGGGGACUUCAUGAAGCGGGCGGUGGCGUUCCUCCGGCACUCGGGUCACAGCAGCAGUGUCCAAAGCUCCGACUCGCCCCCUUGCCCUCUGGUGAACGGACACGCCCCAUCCGUUACUGGCCACGCCCACUCUGCUUACAUCAGCAGUGAUAAUGACUCUGAAUUUGAGGACGCUGAUAUGAAACGAGAGCUGCAGAAGCUGAGAGAGAAGCACAUGAAGGAGAUCUCUGAGCUUCAGGCUCAUCAGAGAGGAGAGAUCGAGCAGUUGUACUCUCGGUUAGGUCGACCUGUUCCACCCAGCGUGGGCUUCUUGCAUGCAGUGCCACCUACAGGCCGCCGCCGCAGAGCCUCCAAACACAAGCUGAAGGGAAGCCGACUGCUCAAUCCCAUGGUGCAACAGCUUAGGAACAACCGAAGCAACAAACUCUAUGUCAACCAUCUGUGUUCUCCUGUAGCUGAGACGUGCUCCAGUGUGUCGGGGUCUCCGGUCAAGAGCUCGGUUCUGGGUAACAGCUCUGUGGGUUCCAGCACAGCCACGCUGAGCCCCGUGUCAGAACCGCUGGAGCCGGUCCAGACUCAGCAGCCCUGCUCAUUUAAGGGCUCUCUGUCCUCUGACAACAUCUACGGGCCCACCACACACACAGCACCCCGACAAGGCUGGACUGUAUACCACCAAACAUCUGAGCGAGUCACCUAUAAAUCUAGUAGCAAACCACGCACUAGAUUCCUCAGUGUGCCCGUGUCUAUGUCCAUCUGGUCCACUCUGAAACGGCUAUGUCUAGGGAAAGAGCGCAGCAGUAGGUCUCACAGUACUGGUGCUGCCCAUGUGACUUCAGCAUCCAAUCAGAACCUGCCUCCCGCAGCCAUGCCUGCUUCAUCCUCUCGGCCAAUCACGGCGCUGGUUCAGGCUCAAGCAAACAACAGCAACAACAAAAGCGGGACCUUCACCGAUGACCUACACAAGCUGGUUGAUGAUUGGGCAAAAGAAACUCUUGCCUCCGCCCCUCAGCUCCGCCCCUCUGUGUGUCAGAUCAGACCACAGAGAUCUCAUCAGACCUUCCAGAUCCACCCCACUCCAAUGGCCAGGGUCCCCAAUCAGAUAAGGGGAUCAAUCCCUCAGGCAGCUGUGAAGUUCCAUCUACCACUGUCCUGUCCGCUGUCAGCAGCUCUGGGUCCCAUCAUGCCUCGUGGCAUCACCAGCACCCCAUCACCCGUCCUCCAGCAGGGCGGAUACUUGAUGCCCACCGCCCCCUUUGCUGGGAUGAUGCCAGCACCUGUGUAUCCAAACCAGUGGUCCGGUUUGCCCAGUCCAGUGGGCAUGUUUGUCACGGCCGGUAUGGUCCCGUACCCAGCCAUGGCCAGCCCAGCACUGCAGACUUUUCCUCUGGUGGUGAAAAGCCCAGACACCCCUUUGUGCCCCAGCAAAGCCAGGACCGCAUAAGAGUGCCACCCUGUGUUCCAAACACAGCAACAUACACUGUUUUUUGCGUAAAGCUAAUCAGUGCACACUUGCAGAAGGGUAAUCAUGCAAACUCAACACAACUGAUUACAAGUCAAGUCACCUUUAUUUGUAUAGCACUUUAUACAAUACUUGUUGUGUCAAAGCAGCUUUACAGAGACAAACUACAGGAAAAUAGUUUGUCAAUGAUGCAAGAAGACAGUAACAGAGUCACUGUUCAGCUAAAGUCAGAUUACAGACACAUACAGGACAUUUUCUCCUUCACAGCGGGAGCUCCUGCAACACUAUAAAACGUUUUUAAUUUGGCUUCAGGAUCAAACCACAAUCUCUGUGUGUUUUAAAUCACUGUUGGAGUAUAGAAGCAUCUGUACAAAGCCUUUGAGCCUGUAAAUAUGUGGGUAUGUGUGGAAUUGUGCAUGAGGAGUGUGUUUAUGUGCCUGUGGGCACUCAAGGGGAAUUUUAUUUGUUUAAGACUUUAGCUCUUAAAUUUGAAUCUGUAUUGAGGUGUGUUAGUGAAGGGUUUGCCUGAGAGUACUGCAGGACCAUGGCCUUCAAUUCUACUGCCAUGAAGUAUAAUUUUAUAAUAAUUUUCCCCAUAAAUCAACAUAUUGUGAGUGACCAACCUGCGGAAACACGGGCAAGCAGCUCUUAGAGCUAUAGACAUUAUAUAAAACACAAGCAGACAAAAUGUAGUCAUUCUUAUGGCAAUGUAAGAAUAGAAUUGAAAUUCAUGCUGCUUGUGUUUUAUAAAAGAGGCCAAUACUCAGUUUAAAGUUUUUUUUUUGAGUGGCUUUCAUUGGCUGUUUACAGAAUUAUCCAGCAUUUUAAAAAUAUUUCAGACCACAGGACAACAUCCCUAGAUGAAAAUGAAUAAUUCAGGAUGAUGUAGUGCCUUGACCAGUCAUCAGUUUUCCCUCGAAAGGUCUGAAUCACUUCUGAGGAAAAGCCAUUCCUCUGUGGAUUAGCAAGAUUUUCCUUCUGUUCCUAAUGCAAUAGUAUUUUUUUUUAAUAAUCCUUUUUUUUUCAGUCACGUGGUGGUUUACAUAUUUACAGUCCCAUUUGCUGAAGCGAGUUUUCAAUCAAUAAAUUUGACGUAAUAAUUUUAAGUUUAAAUUGGAUCAAGUCUGUGCAGAUUGAUAAAUGAAUGCAGUUCCAGCUGUUGAUGCUUGGGUUUCUGAUCGUUGUACUGCAUUCAUAAGCAAUACUGCACAGCCAUACUGUACUACAGCUGUACCAAGCACAGAGGAAAUGAAUAACUCGUUUACAUUGCGAUGAUGUGAUGUACAAUGCAUGCCAUCAAAGCAUCGCACAUACCAAAAUACACAAUUAAGAAUUGCAAUCUAAAUGUAUUGAGGUGCAUUUUUAUUUGUGCUUGUGGUCAGAAGCCCUCCCUCUUUAGAGUGUAACACAGGGACUGAAUGCAGGCUUGACUUUGUGUACACAAGUUCACUUACUAUUUUAUCAAAUCUAUGAUCUUUAUUUGCUUUGAAUAGAGGCUGAGGUUGUUGCUGUUUUUUUUCUCCAUUGGCUCUAUUCUGAGCUCUUGCAUAGUGUCAGUGAUGUUGAGUUAUUUUUUUUAUUUCUUUUAGGAGGGCAGUGCAAUUGUUAGUUGUGAUUCAUAUUUAUUGUUUUGUUGUUGUUUCAUAAAAGUGAUCCAAUAUGGAAGAAAAUACAAGUAAUUAAAUAUAAGCUCGCACAAAUACACAUGUACAAAACGUAUCUGUUUCCAGAACCCACAUCCCAAUA